Molecule: messenger RNA, 693 nt
Organism: Aspergillus japonicus CBS 114.51
Lineage: Eukaryota; Fungi; Ascomycota; Eurotiomycetes; Eurotiales; Aspergillaceae
Exons: 1
Coding region: 206-568 (120 amino acids)
Source: RefSeq, a predicted model, not a curated record
GAAUGCGACGACCUCGAUUAUUGUGACUCGGAACGAUUGGAGGCGCAGAGGACCCGAUAACUCAGCCGCUCUGAAACAUAAAAGCAUCUUUACACUAGUGGAUGGUGCGUGUCCCACGCGAGGAGCAACCGCGAAUGGACCUUUGAUACAUGGCAUCUUUGGAUGUUGUGGAUCACAGUGCUUGAAGUGGUCAGCGAGGGAGAUUAUGUAUAGAAGGUUUAAGCGGCUGAGAUACCCCGUCGUCACUAUCGCUAUGACCCCCCUCACACCAUCAUCAUCAUCAUCAUCAUCAUCAUCAUCAUAUAAUUCUUCUCUUUGGCUAGAAAGAAGAUACUCUUUGUUUUACUUUGCAAUUUGGUUUGGACCGGAAUCGAUAGCUAUUUUGCGUGCAUGGCCUGGGAACAAAACAUGGGCAGAGAACAGCAUGUAUUGGAUGAACUUGUUUGAUUUUAUUUUUUCUUGUGUUGAUACCCAUCGUCGCAGCGGCAUUGGAUUUUUCAUAUGCUGUGGAACAGAACCGGGUAAAUUAAGCUUCAUGCAAUUGGGUUACAGUCAUGAUAGACAGUGAGACAGACAAAUACACAGAGAUGAGACAUGAUACUAGUCAUUGAGGCAGGCACUCGGUCACCCCGGUCGCAUUGACGCUUUUCCUCUUUGCUUCUUAACAUUUAAUGUAGUGGGUAUCUGUUCGAG